AUAAAUUACCACUAGCUCAGUUAGGUGUGUACAUCAUGUUAAAGGUGGUGUGAUGGAGGUUAAAUGGGCCGGAUCCUGGUCCGGGUGCCUUCUCUUUACCCCCCCUGCCCUGGACCAGCAGCAUCAUCAUCAUCAUCAUCUCACGUCCUUUCCGCUGGAUGAUCCGCACCGAGCCCCGCUUGAGGAGGAUGCUCACACCGGCUCAGGAGGCUUCCUCUCGGGCUUUGAUCAGCAGGUCAUCGCAGAGCUUCCUGUGCGGCGGCAGGCGGCUGGUUUCUUCUAAAGAUGGCCGGAGAUGGAGGCGCUCUGAAGGAUAUCAAUGAGAUUAAAUCGCAGUUCCGGACCAGAGAGGGUUUCUACAAGCUGCUGACUCUCUCAGACUCCCAGCAGCGAGGCGGGCUGCCGCGGGGAGCCGGGGCCGGAGCCGGGGGAGCCCCGCUGGGCCCCGGGGCUGCAGCCGGCCCGGUACCCGGAGGAGGAGGAGGUGGAGGAGUCGGGCUGCUGCAGGGGCCCGGAGGAACCACCGCUUCAUCCUCCUCCUCUAACGCCGCAGCCAGCUCCUCCUCUCCGGCCGGCUUCCUGCCGCCGGUCCGGGUCUCCAUGGUGAAGCUGCAGCCGGAAGACCCGAGCGAGGAGUCCGAGCGGGUCUGCUUCAACAUCGGCCGGGAGCUGUAUUUCUACACCUACACCAACAUCAAGAAGGCUGUAGACCUCAGCAAGCCGAUAGACAAGAGGAUCUACAAGGGGACUCAGCCAACAUGUCACGACUUCAACCAGUACUCCGCCACAGCGGAGAGCGUCGCUCUCAUCGUGGGCUUCUCGGCCGGACAGGUCCAGUAUCUCGACCCCAUCAAGAAGGAAACCAGUAAACUCUUCAACGAGGAGAGGUUGAUAGACAAAUCCAAGGUGACGUGUCUAAAAUGGCUCCCCAAGUCAGAGAACCUGUUCCUGGCGUCCCACGCCAGCGGCCACCUCUACCUCUACAACGUGGACCACCCGUGUGGCACCACGGCGCCGCAGUACUCGCUGCUCCGGCAGGGAGAAGGCUUCGCCGUCUACGCCUGCAAAACCAAGACGCCGCGCAACCCGUUGUUACGAUGGGCCGUGGGUGACGGAGGCCUCAACGAGUUCGCUUUCUCCCCGGAUGGCGUGCACGUGGCAUGCGUGGGUCAGGACGGCUGCCUGCGCGUCUUCCACUUUGACUCGAUGGAGCUGCAGGGGGUGAUGAAGAGCUACUUUGGCGGGCUGCUGUGCGUGUCGUGGAGCCCCGAUGGGAAAUAUCUCGCCACAGGCGGAGAGGAUGACCUGGUUACCGUCUGGUCAUUUGCAGAAAGCCGCGUGGUCGCGAGAGGUCACGGCCACAAGUCCUGGGUCAACGUGGUGGCGUUUGACCCCUUCACGACUUCCCUGGAAGAUGAGGAGCCUAUGGAGCUUAGCGGCAGCGAGGAGGACCUCCACCAGGGGGCCCCAAAUAACUCCACGCACUUCGGCCGCGUCCGGACGAGCAGCACGUUGUCGCGUCUUUCUCGGCACAGCUCUAAAGGCGGCGGCUCGGCGGCGGUCACGUACCGGUUUGGCUCGGUGGGACAGGACACCCAGUUCUGUCUGUGGGACUUGACGGAUGACGUGUUAUACCCACGCCUUCCGCUGUCCCGCGCCUUUACUAACACUUUUGGACCCUCGCUGUCCAACUCUGGCAGCGGGGUGGUCAACAGCACCACAGCAGUUGUGGCAGGAAGUGGAGCGGUUGAGGGGCACCAUCAUCCGCCCAACACCAACACCGGCACCGCAAACCCACCGACACUUCCCUUACCGCUGCCUCGCUCGCUCUCCCGCUCCAACUCUCUGCCACACCCUGCCGUGGCGAAUGCCUCCAAGGGCCAGGGCGCCUCGGAGGGCGGCGGGGGAGGCGGAGGAGGUGGAGGGAGCAGCGUCGGAGGAAACAGCACCCCGUUCAGCAUCGGCCGCUUCGCCACGCUGUCACUCCAGGAGCGCAAGUCGGACAAGUCGGGCUCCAGCAGCGGCGUGGAGAAGGAGCACAAGAGGUACCACAGCCUGGGCAACAUCAGCAAAAGCAACGACAAGAUCAACGUGGCGCCGAGGAGCAACCGUCUGGACGCCGCCAAGGUCCUGGGCACCACGCUGUGCCCGCGCAUGUACGAGGUGCCGCUGCUGGAGCCGCUGGUGUGCAAGAAGAUUGCACACGAGAGGCUGACGGUCCUGGUGUUCAUGGACGACUGCAUCAUCACAGCAUGCCAAGAGGGUCUCAUCUGCACCUGGGCGCGGCCGGGGAAGACGAACUUGACAGCACAGAACGGGAACUCUCCGAGCGGCACGGUGGUAUAGCUGGAGGAGAAGCUUUGCACUCAUCCCUCCUUCCAUCCACCCUCUCCAACCAUCCUCAGAUAAGGUCAUAUUAGGGGCCAACAACCGGAGAGCGUACCCGACCUACCGCUGCAGUAUUAUACCGUCAGUAUAACCCUCUGUACCUGCCACGAACCCAAACCCUGCUCACUACUCACUUCACUCUCACGGCGGCCAGUUUGGUGGGAAACACUUCCUGAAUCAUCAACAGAUUUAUGAUCAGAUAGACGUUAAGGGAACAACAGUAAAACCCAGAUGAGCUCUAUUUAUGUGAUGACUUGGUCAAUAGUUAUCUUGUGGAGGCUUUGUGAGGACGUUCACGGUGGCUGUUCAAGCACACAUAUUUGGAUAUUGUGAAUUUCUAUACAGCCACCUCGCCUUCGGCAAACAGUGCAGCCAUACCCGAGAUUAGUCUCCUUGCUUUAAAAUCGCGCAAAUAUAUGCGAUUGCAUUCAUGCUUCAAAAAUCAUAGAUGUGGCAUUCAUUCGUUGAGAUUAUCUUGCUGAACAAAACGUUUAAUUAUCAUAAACGUGUGUUUUGCCACAGAGAUUAUUUUCUGCAAUAAUCCAAAACCCAAUGGAACGAUCCUGUUGGGUUUUUGUGGAGGGAACUAGGGCGAUGCUAACUUCCUGUUUGGCCCACAAAAAUAUCCCUGCAGCUCUCCAUUAUGGUGGUCAGCCGUAGGACAGAGCUACUCUGUACUUCAGGGAGAGUUUCCCACCUCGUGCCACUGUGGAAGUUUAAGAAGUUAAUCCGCAGUGCUCCGGCCUUCACCUCGCCGCUCCGUGAUCAGAGGUGCUUUAUCCUUCCUGUCUGCAGCCCCGACGCAACAAGGAGCAGCGUCCCAUCCCUCCCGUCUCCCCUUCAUGCAAAAGACACUACAAAAAGCCACGGCCAUUGUAUUUAAGUUAUUUAUUUUAUCACAAGACUGUGUAGUAAUUUAUAAUGUAAAUACUGAAAAUACUCUAUAAAUACAAAAAAGGACAAAUGUGUAUGGAAACGAUGACGUGACGGCGAAGGAAGCGAAGAACAAACAGGAAAGAUGAAGAAUAUUAAUAUAUGAAGAUGCUUCUAUUGUACAUAGACGUUAAGAAACUGAAUGUCUGCUGUUUUAGGGAACUUGAAGAUGUCAAUGUGUUUUUAUUUCGUGUGAUAGAGUUUCUCCAGUUUGUCUCUGAGAGCGAGCUCGCAGAGGCGUUUCAGGUCCAGUGAGACUUUUUAGAGAGAGACUGACCUGAGUGGAGCACAGAGAGGCUGCUGGCUGUACAUUUCACUGAAUAGGUCUGAGUAAUACUAAUUCUCCUGAACAGCAUCUUAAUAAUGGAUAACGAACAAACACACACUCUUUGCACAUUCCGAACGUAAAACGUCUCUCACACACACACACACACACACACACACACACACACACACACUCAGGCCCUGUUCACACCUGGCAUUAACAUGCGUAUCCACUUGCGAUCUGAUCUCACUUCCCCGCUCUAUAUAAA
Molecule: messenger RNA, 3854 nt
Organism: Sebastes umbrosus (honeycomb rockfish)
Lineage: Eukaryota; Metazoa; Chordata; Actinopteri; Perciformes; Sebastidae
Product: WD repeat-containing protein 20
Exons: 5
Coding region: 286-2346 (686 amino acids)
Molecular function (GO): protein binding
Source: RefSeq, a predicted model, not a curated record